UCACGGUUUAUGACUCUUUCCUGUAUCAGCAGUAGGUGUAACAUGCAGUCAGAAGUGGCAUUUCUCAUUGCACUCAAACAGGAUCCACAGACCAAGCUUCAGAUCAAGGAGUGAACAUGAAGGGGUUUUUGGUCUUUUUUCUGCUGAUCGCUGCCCUCACGGCCUACAUGUGGAGAGAUACAUUUGAUCCAGAGACUGUUCGGGGAGCCCGAGUGUUAGUCACAGGGGCCAGUUCGGGCAUCGGGGAGCAGAUGGCCUACCACUACGCAAAGUUCGGGGCUCAGAUCGUCAUCACUGCUAGACGAGAGGAUUCUUUGAAAAAGGUGGUGGAGAAGUGUUUAAAACUGGGCGCAAAGAAGGCGAUGUACGUGACCGGAGACAUGUCUAACCACGCCGACCCUGAAAGAGUCUUUAAAUACGCUGUGGAGAAACUGGGUGGGCUGGAUUUUCUAGUGUUGAAUCAUAUUGGAAACACCGAUGUUGGAAUCUGGAACCGAGACGCAGAUCACGUCAGAUCACUCAUGCAGGUGAAUUUUGUGAGUUACCUGCAAAUGACCGCAGCUGCACUUCCUGUGCUGGAAACAUCCGGUGGAUCUAUCAUUGUAGUGUCUUCAAUGGCAUCUAAGUUGCCGAGUCCAUAUGUGGCUCCGUACACCUCUACCAAGUUUGCUGUGAACGGUUUCUACGGAUCGCUGCAGGGUGAACUGGCAGUCAAGAAGAGCAAAGUGUCUGUUACCAUCAUGAUCCUCGGACUGAUAGACACAGAAUCAGCCAUGAAUAAGAUCAAAGGAUUCACCACGAUGCCGGCCUCUCCUGCCACUGAAGCUGCUCUGAACAUCAUCAAAGCUGGGGCGACCCGUCAAAAAGAGGCCUACUACCCCGGGUUCCACUACUUCAUCUGCCUGAUCAAUUCAAUCUUCCCCUUCAUGAAAGACAUUCUUCUGUCAGGACUCAGCUUGGAGAAUUAAGACUAAAACAUGUGCAUAGGUAAUUAAAGCAACUGUAUGUAAGACUCUUACCUUCAAAAUCACAAAAAGGGCUGAUUGCUUUACGGCAGCAAAAUGUGCGUGUGCAAGUAUUUACUGUAAUUACCAAAGUAAAAACUACAUACAGCAAAUGGGAUUUUUCAAUAUUUCCUAAGAACAUAUGCAUUGUGAUGAAUGAAUGUUUGAUGUGCACUUGAGGCAUUUUUACAUACACUCUUAAAAAUAAAGGUUCCAAAUGGGUGUUUUUGCAGUGAUGCCAUAGAAGAACCAUUUUUGGUUCCCCAAAGAACCUUUAGCGAACGGUUCUUAAAAGAACCAAUUUGAAGAACAUUUUAAAAAUCUAAUGAACCUUUUUUUUUUUUACUAGAAAGAAACUUUUCUGCAUUUGAAAGGUUCCAUGGAUGUUGAAGGUUCUUCAUGGAACCAUCAAUGCCAAUAAGAAACCUUUAUUUUUAAGUGUAGGGAGGUUAGAAAAUAAAAGCCAUCCAGCAAACUAAUACAAAAGCACAAUAAAUUCAUUAUGAAAUCAGCUGCAGAACAAAUAACACUCAACACAAGAAUUUGGGAUUUACUUUCAUAAUAUUUCUUCAGAAUUCUAAGAAAGACUUCUAAGAGCCAGUGCUUAGUUUUUAAACUGUUUAUGUAUUUAUUUGUCUGACAUUUUUUAAUUAAUUUUUGAACUCUGUGCUUUUGGGAUUUUAACUUGCAAAUACAUAAAUGUUUAAUUAAAUUCAAUUAAUUAAACACAACAUUAAACUGCGA
This is a messenger RNA of Labeo rohita (rohu), 1748 nucleotides long. RefSeq names its product hydroxysteroid (11-beta) dehydrogenase 1-like b (gene hsd11b1lb). Gene Ontology annotation, molecular function: oxidoreductase activity. Bases 117 to 968 code for a protein of 283 amino acids. The record is from RefSeq and is a predicted model, not a curated record. NCBI's taxonomy places the organism in Eukaryota, Metazoa, Chordata, Actinopteri, Cypriniformes, Cyprinidae. The transcript has 7 exons. Gene Ontology annotation, cellular component: intracellular membrane-bounded organelle.